Messenger RNA from Fusarium verticillioides 7600, 1898 nucleotides. Its product is annotated as MFS transporter, SP family, sugar:H+ symporter. Bases 38 to 1765 code for a protein of 575 amino acids. Gene Ontology annotation, molecular function: carbohydrate:proton symporter activity. NCBI's taxonomy places the organism in Eukaryota, Fungi, Ascomycota, Sordariomycetes, Hypocreales, Nectriaceae. Gene Ontology annotation, cellular component: membrane. The record is from RefSeq and is a predicted model, not a curated record. Gene Ontology annotation, biological process: transmembrane transport; carbohydrate transport. The transcript is spliced from 3 exons.
UUCGACCUGAACAUCACUCAAAUUGUCGAGUUUCAAUAUGGCUGGUGACCAAAUUACCAGUGAGCAGCAGCUCGAUGCAGUACCCAAAAAGGGUGUCUGGCGCCAGUUGCGUGAGAACCCUUACAUUUUUGGGCUUUCUAUGUUUGCCAGUCUUGGUGGCUUCCUCUUUGGCUAUGAUCAAGGCGUCGUGUCGGGUGUAUUGACCAUGGAGUCAUUCGCUGUUGACUUUCCACGAAUCUACCUUGACAGUGGUUUCAAGGGUUGGUUUGUCUCAACUCUACUUCUGUGCGCGUGGUUUGGGUCGCUCAUCAACGGCCCCAUUGCCGACUACAUUGGUAGAAAGGGCUCGAUCCUCCUGGCUGUUGUCGUAUUUACCAUAGGGUCAGCUUUCCAGGCUGGCGCUGACUCUAUCCCUAUGCUUUUCGCUGGCCGUGCUGUGGCUGGUCUCUCAGUUGGCAUGUUGACCAUGAUUGUGCCCAUGUAUAUGUCCGAGGUAUCAAGCCCUGGCAUUCGGGGUACUCUUGUCGUUCUGCAGCAACUUAGUAUCACCCUCGGUAUCCUCGUAAGCUACUGGUUAGAGUAUGGAACCCAGUACAUCGGCGGCCAUCGAUGUGCACCUAAUAUACCGUACUCAGGCGGCACCCCGGACAAACGCACGUUCGACCCUCGAUAUGAUGUUGGCCCCGACGGAUGCACAGGCCAAUCCGAGGCUGCCUGGCGAGUUCCAUUUGCCCUUCAGAUUUUCCCUGCGCUUGUUCUGGGCAUUGGCAUGCUUUUCUUCCCCGAAUCCCCGCGCUUCUAUCUCAUGCGUCACAAGGAAGACAAGGCCCUUGCCGCUCUGGCUCAACUCCGUCAGGUUCAUGUUGACUCAGAAUCCAUCAGAGCUGAGUACUUAGCCAUCAAGACCGAGGUCCUGUUUGACGAGUCCGUAUCGGCGGAGAAGUUCCCCGGGAAGAGGGGCGUUUCCCUCUUCGCUGCUCAGCAUGUUGCUCUUGUGUCUACGUGGCCUGCCUUCAAGCGUCUCGCCAUUGGCUGCUGCAUCAUGUUUUUCCAGCAGUUCAUGGGCUGCAAUGCCAUCAUCUACUACGCCCCAACCAUGUUUGCGCAGUUGGGGCUCUCUGGAAACACCUCUGGUCUUUUGGCGACUGGUGUAUACGGCAUCGUUAACACGCUUUCAACGUUGCCCGCCCUCUUCUUGAUUGACAAGCUUGGCCGUCGUCCGUUGCUCAUGUGUGGUGCAGCUGGAACCUUCAUCUCUCUCGUUAUUGUCGGUGGCAUCAUUGGAGGUUUCGGCUCGGGUCUUGCCGACAAUAAGGCUGCUGGCUGGGUUGGUAUCGUCUUCAUCUACAUCUACGACGUCAACUUCUCGUUUUCCUUCGCCCCUAUCGGUUGGGUUCUGCCCUCUGAAAUUUUCAACCUUGGCAAUCGCUCCAAGGCCAUGGCUAUUACCACUAGCGCUACUUGGAUGUGUAACUUUAUCAUCGGACUUGUGACCCCUGACAUGCUGACCAACCUUGGCUGGGGUACCUACAUCUUUUUUGCCGCAUUUUGCCUUCUUGCCUUCCUCUUUACCUACUUCUUUGUACCUGAGACUCGUGGAAAGAGUCUGGAGGACAUGGAUCUCGUCUUUGGCGAUACUGCAUCUCAUGAGGAGAAGACAAGGUUGAUGGAGAUUGCAUCUUCUAUGGGCCUCACCGAAUCCAUUCCUGGGCACAAGGUUGGCCUUGCUAAGGAAGACUCUACUACAGCCGAGCAUUUUGCUUAAGCUGGAGACCUGCGUAGUUGCUACCAUUUCUCAAGGGAUGGAGUGGUAUACUAGACUGGCAGUACACAGCUUUACUUCAAUACCUGAUACCAAGAAAUAAAAUAAUAACUCUGAUGCAAGCGAAUAACUUCCU